Aspergillus welwitschiae is the source of this 2355-nucleotide messenger RNA. RefSeq names its product mitochondrial 37S ribosomal bS1m domain-containing protein. Gene Ontology annotation, molecular function: structural constituent of ribosome. Lineage: Eukaryota; Fungi; Ascomycota; Eurotiomycetes; Eurotiales; Aspergillaceae. Gene Ontology annotation, biological process: mitochondrial translational initiation. The coding region runs from base 1 to 2355 and encodes 784 amino acids. The record is from RefSeq and is a predicted model, not a curated record. The transcript is spliced from 6 exons. Gene Ontology annotation, cellular component: mitochondrial small ribosomal subunit.
AUGCCCAAGGUUCUCUUGAGUGGAGGCAGUGGCUUCAUUGCUGCUCACAUCGUUGACAUUCUGCUCGCGCAUGGCUUCGACACCGUUGUCACCGUGAGGUCCGAGGAGAAGGGCCAAAGGAUUCUAGAGGCUCAUCCAAACACGCCGAAAGAAAAGCUUUCCUACGUUAUUGUCAAGAAUGUCGCGGCAGAGGGUGCCUUUGAUGAAGCCGUCAAAUCUGACCCACCAUUUGACUAUGUCCUGCAUACUGCAUCGCCCUUUCACCACAAUGUUCAAGAUCCAGUGAAAGACUUUUUGGACCCCGCCAUCAAGGGAACAACCGGUAUACUGAAGGCAAUCAAGGCCUAUGCUCCAACGGUGAAGAGGGUCGUUAUCACUUCCUCAUUCGCAGCGAUUGUCAAUGCCAAGAAGCACCCUGAAUCGUACAGCGAGAAGAAUUGGAACCCGGUAACUUGGGAGGAAGCCCUGGAUGCCUCCAAUACCUACCGUGCGAGCAAGACAUUUGCAGAAAAGGCAGCCUGGGACUUUGUAGAAAAGGAGAAGCCAAACUUCGACAUUGCGACUAUCAACCCGCCUUUUGUGUUCGGGCCUGUUGUGCACUACCUUAACUCACUAGACGCCAUCAACACUUCGAACCAGAAAGUUAGUAACCUGAUUCAGGGAAAGUGGAAGGACGCUAUUCCUCCAUCCGGCACGUUCCUCUGGGUAGAUGUACGCGAUGUUGCACUUGCGCAUGUCAGGGCUAUAGAGGUCCCAGAGGCCGGUGGUCAGCGUUUCUUUGUCACCGCCGGCUAUUACUCCAACAAAGAGAUUGCAGACAUAGUACGAGAAACGCUCCCUGAACUUGAAGAUAAAUUCCCCCCGAAGGGCUCUUCGAGUGAUUUGCCAGCGGACAUCUACAGCUACGACAACAAGAGAUCCGUGGAAGUUUUGGGCAUCCAAUACCGGACGUUGAAACAGUCCAUUGCUGACACGGCUAAGUCACUUUCGUCUAUUGCCAGGCUAUCUCCGACAGCGAACUUGCUGCGGAAGUCUCGCCUUUUCGCCCUUCCACAGGCUCUGACGCCACCCCAGACUCCGCCAACCUCGAAAAGUGUCAACGAAUCCGAGACCGCAACCCUUCCUCAUCCUAUCCGAGCGUCCAUUGUCACACCGUCGUCGUCUCUUUCCAGGGGUGACUGGGGUUUGAAGAGACCUCUUCCCGCUAAAUCGACGUCCGAAAAAUCUUCCAGGCCCGUGGUCAGAAUCAAUGCACUCGAUACCUUCGAACACAUCACGGACUUCGAGUCCGCGGCCGAUCAUACGGUGACCCUAGAGAAAUUCCAGGAGCUUAACAUGCCGGUUUCGCUCCCCGCAAGAGUCACGUACGGAACCAGCAUCAUUCCCAGACACCAGAGUCCCUUCGAAUCGCAUGUCGACAACACACAUACUAGCGAAGGCCUGAAGGAGCCCGGCGCUAGACAAUUCAGGCAUUCCGGGCCCUGGCUUGCCGGGCAGACGGAGGCCGAGUUCCAGGCAUAUUUGAAGAAGGUCCGGAAGAACAAGCCAGAGAUCCUACAGAAGCUUCGUGAAUACUUCGUCGCCAAGCGCGAAGCCGAGCAAAGGAAGCAAGCUCAAGAUAACGGCCAGGAUCUGGCAACUCUCCGACCUGUCCAGAUCACCGACGAAGAAUUCCAGGGCUACCUGAAGAAACUCCGCACAGAUCCGUUCUCACUAGGCCCUGUCGUCUUCGAGCUUCUGGAUCUGCCGUCUCCUCCGGCUGUACCGAGCAGCCGACUCAACAACCCAUACUACCAGUCCCCCGGCAGCAAGCUUUCUUCCGCGGAGUAUGUCGCAUCCGGACCACCAAGGACGCAUCCCUCGGCUGGUCUGUCUUACACAAGAUCACACGCUUUGAUCUACAAUCACCCCAAGUAUGGACCUCAGGCCCACCAACGCCCAGUGGAGGCACGUAUCUUGCGCCCCAGAGGACGGAAGGGCAAGAACACGAAGGCCAUUGCAGGUGUGGCUGGUAUUGCCGUGGAAGACUUGAAUACUGUCACCUUUACCGAGCAGGACUCUCCGGCCGGCCUUGCCUACUUUGACGCCUCUAUCCCCGGUGGUGCUAAGUACUGGGCCACCCCUAUCCGGGCCUUUGUCGACUCGGAAGGCAAGAUUGGCCUGGCUUCUUACCGCGCUAGCGCUACUGCUAAAGCCCCUUACGGAAUCGAUAGCCAGAAGAAGCCCGGAUCUUACAGCAUCUCUGACGUGGCUCGCGGCGACCAGCGCGUGGUCCCGAGACUGGAUAGACAGCGGAACGCCGCAGCGGAGACUGAGGAGGUUGCGCGUAACCUCAUGAAGAGCCUUGGCUCCUAG